AUGAUUCAGGAGAGGACAUGCCAUCAGCUUUGCUUCUACAUCACGUCUGCCGUGAUACGGCCAAAGACGUGCUGGGUGCACGCCGGGUCAGCAAGGCGUGUGACUGGAAGCAGCUACAUACGGUAUUGUGCGACCAUGCCCCGAAAAAAAGCGAAGCCGUACAACCUCCUGCCCUUUGGCAAGCGCUGGCUAGGCUGCGGGUUGGUACUGCUGGGCCUACUGUCACAGCAAACACUGCUGGCACGGGAGCAGUCGGCGCAAGGCACCUCCACCAACACCAACGGAGUGUCGCGGACGAUUUCGGUGCCAGAGGCCCCCAGCGGUCCUGGAAUCACAACCUAUGAGGAAAGGAAGAAGGUAACGGUAUCACCGGCGAGUUCGAAGACCGAUCUUGAGUUUACGUCCAAUUUCGACCAUGUCUUCCCGUCAUCAUCGCUGCACACGACAUUCAAGUAUAACCCCGCGUUUGGAGCCGUGUUCGCCGUCGAUGACCCUGCGCGCGAACUCCUAUUUGACAGCAAGUUCGCCUCCUCUGCGGACAACAAGACUCCCGGGAUGAUAGUCGCGUCUUCCGGAGGCCACGGGGCCGCACACACGAAGGUCGCGGUCGCCUCUAGCAACGGCGCCGACUUCAUACUAUCUCCUUCGCCCAAGGGCCUCGUUUCGACCAUCAUGACGGCGUACAACCGCCACGCCGACCUGGUGCUCAGGCCGGACGACGUGUGGCUGACGAUCCUCGCCCAGUUCUGCCUCUACGUCAACAAGAACGCGGAGAGCCUGCGCGACAGGAUCGUCGACCACGAGGGCAAGAAGGUGCUCAGGGUCGAGGGAGGCGGGAACCUAUUUUCCCUGGACUACCCGGCCCUGAUUCGCGAGAUGCUGGCGAAGAUCCGGGAGAACAUCAAGACGCCCGAGCUCGCCGACUGGUUCAAGCCCGGCUUCACGACCACGACGGACACCGACGAGGUCGCCGCGGCGGCGACGGCGAUGGCCAGCCUGCAAGCCUACUUCUCGUACGAGAUCCACGCCGAGUGCGGGCUUCCGUCCGUGACCCUCAUGGGCACGGUGCAGGACUGGAAGCUGCUGCGAGCGAAGGUAGAGCGACUGCUCGACUUCGAGGUGAUUGACAACCCGGAGGGGGACGUCAUGGAGGUGUGGGUGGGGUACCUGCGGAAGGUGUGUGACGGGUUCGUGGAAUCCGCGGAGCACCCGGACAGCACGGAAACACUCCAGUUCUGGGACAAGGUGGUCUCCCACAUUGGCGGCGGCUCGGGAGUGAGCUACAUCACGGGCUGGCUGUCCGCCUUCGCGUGCUUCAACAAGGACGGGAAGUUCAUGGGGAGGAACACAGAAAUUCCCGGAACAGGUUCAUAUCGAGACACCGCCGUCCCGGACAAGUCCAACGAGUGCGAGUAUCCGCUGAUCGAGACUAGCCAGAUCUGCCACAAUGUGGUGUCGUGUCCCGUGAAGAUCAACGACAACGGUGUCGAGUACGACAGCACUCUGUUCGUCGGCCAGGUUGCCCUUGAAGCCCGGAACGGUGGUGAGGGAGGCUACCCAACCAUCCGGCCGCGUAACGACUGGUGCUUGGCCGUGCCUGCGAAAGCGGAAGGAGGGCAUCUGUAUCCGUUGCCGAUGGUGGAGAGACUGUAG
Ectocarpus siliculosus is the source of this 1653-nucleotide messenger RNA. NCBI's taxonomy places the organism in Eukaryota, Phaeophyceae, Ectocarpales, Ectocarpaceae. The record is from the annotation of a GenBank genome assembly.